Daldinia caldariorum is the source of this 1770-nucleotide messenger RNA. Its product is annotated as BAR domain-containing protein. Bases 236 to 1198 code for a protein of 320 amino acids. Gene Ontology annotation, cellular component: cytoplasm. Gene Ontology annotation, molecular function: protein binding. NCBI's taxonomy places the organism in Eukaryota, Fungi, Ascomycota, Sordariomycetes, Xylariales, Hypoxylaceae. The transcript is spliced from 7 exons. The record is from RefSeq and is a predicted model, not a curated record.
GGAAGACCUAGAAACAGUGGUACCGGUGCCCCUGACCAAAGGCAAGUAGUAGACAUAAUUAGGCAGUUGAUUACGCCGAAACUUGAAGGUUGCGUCUUUGCAAGUCGAAAACGUCCAACUUACAACUUUUUUUACAACACCCUUAAUUCUGUUGAUUUUUUACCAUCCGGACCUCUAGCGAAUAACAUAAACGAAAUCUUCUGUAGUACCAUCUUCACGCCCUUCUACCGCUAAAAUGGAAAAUUUCAAGGCUAUUGGUAGUAGCUUGAGCUCUAUUGGCUCACAGAUUACCCCCUUCGCCUCUCGUACUUUUCAGUACACCAAGGAGCAACUUGGCCAGGCCGAAGAUAAGACUCAACUACCCCCCGAUUAUAUCGACCUCGAAAAGCGAGUGGAUGCUUUAAAACAGGUCCAUCAGAAGAUGCUUGCAGUGACCUCGCAAUACUCUCACGAAGCUUACGACUACCCUAACAAUAUUAAAGAGAGUUUCUCGGACCUCGGCCGCACCGUUAGCGAGAAGGUCCAGCUUCUCUCCGCUGCCACCACCCCCGCCGAAGCCCAGGCUGCAUUGACCGCACCCCCCACCGCAAAGCCCCAGCCCAAGACUUUCUCGCACGCCAUCGCCCGAGCCAGCUUAGCGAGCUCUCAGCUUCUUCACCAGCAACACACCGGCGCCGGCGAAGAUCCCCUCGCGACCGCGCUCGAGAAGUAUGCGCUAGCCAGCGAGCGACUGGGCGAGGCCCGCCUCGCUCAGGACGCCCAGAUCCAGAGCCAUUACCUCGCCGGCUGGAACACGACUCUGAACACCAACCUGAUGUUCGCGACGCGCGCGCGCAAGAAUGUCGAGAAGGCGCGCUUGACCCUCGACUCGGUCAAGGCCCGCGCUAAGGGUACUACCUGGAAGAUUGGCCAGCAGCCGCGUGAGGAUCACCACACCGAGGAGCUGAGUGCCGAGGCCCAGGAGGAGAUUGAGAAGGCCGAGGACGAGUUUGUUACUCAGACUGAGGAGGCUGUGAGCGUGAUGAAGAAUGUUCUGGAUACUCCCGAGCCUCUUCGUAACCUUGCCGAGCUCAUCGCCGCCCAGCUCGAGUACCACAAGAAGGCUACCGAGAUCUUGAGCGAGCUCGCCCCUGUCAUUGAGGGUCUACAGGUCGAGCAGGAGGCCAACUACCGCAAGAGCCGCGAGAGCGCUUCGUAGAUGAUUGAUACCCGCGAAAACUCGCACAUUACGACGGAACAAGGUCUGCUGUUAAGGUUUUGCAAGAAAAAAACCCGGAUGGGGGAGGGGGCCGGGCUAUACUAGGCUAUGGGGACGGUGGCAGAUCUGUUAGGAUUAUAUUUCUUUUUCACCUCUUUUUUUCGCCUGCUUGAUUCUACAUGAUUGCGUGUUUGAGCAAGUGUGAUAUAGACCAAUCAAUGGGGCGAUGGAAAGGGAUUCCCCUAGCGGAAUUUCUCGAUGCUUCACGUUCUGCUUCCGUUUGGGGAGAUGGAUCAAUCGAUGCGAUUUUUGCAAGUUUGAAGUUCAAACAUGUGACGUUUUUUGAUGUUGUGUGUGAUAUAUAAUAGUAAAGGAGUCAAUCUGCUUUGCCAUCAGACUUCAUUAUACGGAUUCACCAAUACUUUCGAGCUCAGAUAGUUAGACAUGAAUUCAAGAUGAACAGGUUAUUGAAAUGGAAUUAUAAGAGUUAAGCUACUAUAGUAUAAAUUGUGCUCAUCAUCUAAUAUCUGUGAGAUACCCAUAUGAAUUUCUUUGUUUUUGGGAGUUGACUU